AUAGGCCACAAGAGGAAGAUGAGGAGGGAGAAGCAGGCGCCAUGUUGUUUGUUUUCAGUGUUACGGAGACAGCCCGAGGUGGACGAUCGCGCGGGGAGAGGGCCUUUUUAAUGAUUAUGGAGAACCCUGAACUAAUAUUAGAGGAAUUAGAGAAAUUUGAAAAGAAGACGGGAGAUGGUAUGUCCAAGAUGCUGGAUGACUACAUCCACCACAUCGCCAAGACCGGAGACACCAUCUUCCCCUGGCACCGCAUCAGGCACUUCAUGCAGCACAUGCUGGAGACGGUAAUGAACGAAUUUUACGAAACGUGCGGCAGUGCGGAGGAUGUUAGUGAGAACAGCAACGUGCCUCCCUUCUCCUUCUUCAACACACGGGACAAGCUGCUACACCACUUCGACACCUUCACUGGGGCCCCAUUCACGAUACAGAGGCUAUGUGAGAUAAUGGUCGACCCCACCAAGCACUACCGACGCACAGACAAGUUCCUCCGGGGCCUUGAGAAGAAUGUGCUAGUGGUGUCCAGCAUCGAGCCAGGCAGCCGACAACGACGAACAGAGGACCCCCAACACACCCUGGUGAAUGGGCUGCAGGAGGGCGGGCUGCACACCUCACCCAUCCCCUCACUGCCCCACCACCCCAAGAGACUCCCCCACACACAGGCCACUAACUCAGUACUAAACAACACAAAUGACUCCUACACUGCAGAGAUGAAUGACACAGACAACCAGGUGAGCGUCUCGGAGGCCAACGGUCCCAGCGGCCUGCACCGGGAGGAGCCGCCGCUGGACAACUCCCACACAGAUGCCUCAGAGCCUCCCAGUAAGAAGAUGAGGCUGGAAGAAGAGGAGGAGGAGGAGGAAGAAGAAGAGGAAGAGGAGGAAUCCUUUGAGGAAAGAGCCGUGGAGCCUCCCUCCAGGGAACUGCCUGAGGAGAAGGAAGGAGCCUGUGAUGAACAGGAGGAGGCCAAACUGGAGGCGAUGGAGGUGGAGGAACAGCCAAGCAAGGACGGUGAGGCUGAGGCCGAGGCCAAGAUGGAGACGGAUGAAGCACAAGCUCCCGACACUGCGGGGGAGGAAGCGGGCAGUACCCUGGCUGUGCCUCAGGAGGAGGAAGAGGAAGAGGAAGAGCAGGAGCAGGAGCAGGAGCAGGAGCAGGAGCAGGAGCAGCAGCAGGAAGAGCAACAGCAGCAGCAGCAACAGGAAGAGGAGGCUGAGGAAGCUUCCAGCAACCCCACCACAGUAACAGACCCUCCUGAGGGUGACAAGGUGGAGGAGAACCACGUGAAGGAGGGGGAGGAGGAGGAGGAGCCUCAGGAGGAGGUGCUUCCCUCUGAGGCGUCGCCAGAGGUGUGUUCUUCAAACAGCCUCCCAGCCAGCUCACCCCCCAAGGCCGAGGAAGCUGAGAGGGUGCUGGUGGUGUUCUCCUCCAGGUCUUGUGAGGACGGCAGCCCGGACUCAGGGGAGGGGCCGGAGGAGGGCAGCGGAGACCAGGAGGUGCCAGACAGGGCCAAGGAGAGGGAGAGCAGCUCCGAGGCCGCUGCAGCCGACGAGGAAAGUAGAAGCCAGUCUCCGGGUGCGGCGGACUGCUCCCUACAGGCAGAGGAGUCCAGCAGCAGCAGCAGCCACGAGGCGGACAGCACCUCACAGAGCCACACCGGCGACCUGGUCACCCAGCCACCCCACACUGCUGUCCCCGCUGAGGCAGAGGUGGAUUCUGCCGUGCCCUCUCCACCUCCCACACCAGAGGUGGACAACUCCACAGAGGCAACCACAACACCAUCACCACCACCAGUGGAGUCAGUGGAGACUCCCACCCCCUCCAACAGUUCCUCAGAGUACCCCACUUCAGACACCACGGCAACCGCCGCCGCCGCCCACACUACCUCAGAGACCCCCACCCCCUCCACCUCAACCACCACCACAACUGCCUCCAUCACCACCGCCAGCACCACCACCACAACCACCACCACCAAUCACAGCAAAAACUGUGUCCCGACGUCACCCGACUCGGAGACUCCCGAGCCGGCCCCGGCCCCGGCUCCGUCACCAGCCUCAUCCUCGGCCCAGACUCCAGCGGCAGACACAGACAGCAGCAGUGGCGCGGCGACCUCCUCCACCACCAACCUGCCACCAUCUGCCUCCAGCCGGGGUGAUGAGCAGGAGGGCGGUGGUGCCGAGUCCUGCCACAAACAGACCCUAGCCAGUAUUAGUUGCUCAAGUUCACACCAGAGUGAGCCCGACCACCAACCAACAGAGGAAGAAUAGUUCACUGAAUAAAGCAUUAGCAUAUUUUUAUAUACAUUUACUUUACACAGUCGUACCUGCCAUUUGGACACCUGUUCAACAGUUUUGCAUCCAAGAUUAUUUUGAAGUUCUAAGGUGAAAUAGCCUUACAGGUGACUGCCCAUCAUAACUUACAAAUUUCUCUAAUUUUUAAGACCACAGUAGGUAGUGGAAGUUUUAAUGUUUUAUAAUGCUGAUUAUUAUUCCCAACAUGUGAUAGUUUUCAAGGAGUGCUGAUCUGAUCAUGCAAGUUCCAUUUUACAGGAGAGCCAGCAGGGGAGGGGAGUGGGUGAGGCGGGGAGCCGUGCCUGCUGCGGCGAGGCGGGGCGGGGCGCGGCGGGGCCUGUAAUGUGGCGUUGGUGUGGUAUGUGUUAUUCCAUUAGUAUUCACUAGACAACUGGAAAUGUACUUAGUUCUCUAGGUAGGUUUCUUUUUGAUAGAUCAUAACGUAAGAGAUGUAGCCGUUCACUGGGACUGGCAGAAGGUAGUUACAUUUUGCAUACUCAGAACACAACAGAGGCAGAUUUUACAUGAAACCAGGAACUUUGGAAUAUUUAUAUUUUUGUAUGUAUUGUAUAUAUCCUCCUCUCAGUUUCACCUCCUUUAACAACGUGACACUAAAGUAAAAACUAGAAGAUAUUUAUGGUGAGCCUCGAGCUCAGCGACUCCUUGAUGGUGAAUUAUUUAGUCUGACCUUGGUGCAGCACUGUUUCUCGGCCCUGCUGUGGGCAGCACUGUUGCAGGGUGUGGAGGGGUGGGAGAAGGGGUUCUCUUGCAAUAAUCUUUUGAGGGUAAGCUAUUGUAGAUCUUCUCUGAUGAAUGAAGCCCUGUAGAUAGUCUGGUAUAGGCAAGUACUCCCACACACCACCAGUCCUCCUCUAUUAUAUACUUCAUCCAAAUUCCAUUUCAACAACACAUUUUAUCUUUUAUUUAUUGACUUUUUCUUUUACUUCAGUGAAGUAGCCAUUUUUCAAACUAUGCUGAAAUGAUUGAUUUUGUGCUGUGUUUGCUGGAUGGUGUGGAAAAUUGUGAUUUUUAAAUCAUUGUUAUUAAAAACGUGGACAAUAUAUUUCCUUAUGAAUGAUGACAAAAGUUUUAGCAGCUUCUUAGUUAAGGCAAGACCUUGGAUAAUUUUGCUGAUUAAUGAACUGAAGCAGUUUUAGUUUGUCCCUUUCACUGAGUGUUCCGGACGGUCGGACAGUCGUGGAGAGAUCUGCCGUGUCACUUGACCUUGCAGUGCAAUUUGCUAAACAUAGUACAACACGAUACAAGCAGUGCUCUCAAGUGUAUAAAGUGUUAAGGUGUGUGGUGUGGAGGCCGGCCGAGUGAGGGGCGAGGGGGGAGCGUGGGCUUCACCUGGCACAGGAGUGCGCUGGCUGGUGUGGCCCUCACCCGCCGUGCCGUGCCAGUGUGCUGUUGUCUACCUUGGUUCUUGUUGACCAGUGUAGUGGUUUUCUCCUGCAACACAUAGUGUUUGGCAUAAUGCAUUUCAGCAGUGGGUGGACUCAGUAGUUGGCUUGGUGACACGUUGACGACGAACGAUAGGUUUUGUUAGAAAAUUAUUUGAUUUAUUUUCCAUCAGGAAUGUAUGUUUUAUAAAGAAAUGUCCAAUAAAAUUAAGCCUGUA
Molecule: messenger RNA, 3909 nt
Organism: Portunus trituberculatus (swimming crab)
Lineage: Eukaryota; Metazoa; Arthropoda; Malacostraca; Decapoda; Portunidae
Product: serine/threonine-protein phosphatase 4 regulatory subunit 2-A-like
Exons: 7
Coding region: 42-2264 (740 amino acids)
Biological process (GO): protein dephosphorylation
Cellular component (GO): cytoplasm; protein phosphatase 4 complex; nucleus
Molecular function (GO): protein phosphatase regulator activity
Source: RefSeq, a predicted model, not a curated record